Sinocyclocheilus grahami is the source of this 357-nucleotide messenger RNA. RefSeq names its product phosphatidylinositol 4-phosphate 3-kinase C2 domain-containing subunit gamma-like. Gene Ontology annotation, biological process: phosphatidylinositol 3-kinase/protein kinase B signal transduction; phosphatidylinositol-3-phosphate biosynthetic process; cell migration. The transcript is spliced from 3 exons. NCBI's taxonomy places the organism in Eukaryota, Metazoa, Chordata, Actinopteri, Cypriniformes, Cyprinidae. The annotation marks the transcript as partial. Gene Ontology annotation, cellular component: plasma membrane; phosphatidylinositol 3-kinase complex; cytoplasm. Gene Ontology annotation, molecular function: 1-phosphatidylinositol-3-kinase activity; 1-phosphatidylinositol-4-phosphate 3-kinase activity. The record is from RefSeq and is a predicted model, not a curated record.
UUUAAGGUUUUUAAUUCAAACGCAGCGCCCAUGGAAGUGUCCUUCAUCACGGCUGACCCGCUGGGCCAGAACUACAGCCUCAUCUGCAAAACUGGAGAUAACCUGCGGCAGGACAUGCUGGUGCUGCAGAUCGUGAGUCUUCUGGACCGCAUGUGGAGACAGGAGGGACUGGACAUGAGGAUGGUCACGUACAGAUGCAUUUCUACUGGACGAGAUCAAGGUUUAGUGGAAGUGGUGCGUGACGCUGUGACGCUGGCGAAGAUUCAUCAGGAGUGGGGUCUGUCUGGAGCGCUGAGGGAAGACACCUUAGAGAAAUGGUUCCAUAUGAGGAACAAGACCAAAGAGGACUACGAGAAG